Hemiscyllium ocellatum (epaulette shark) is the source of this 1907-nucleotide messenger RNA. RefSeq names its product cystatin-F-like. Bases 135 to 569 code for a protein of 144 amino acids. Gene Ontology annotation, cellular component: lysosome; Golgi apparatus; endoplasmic reticulum. Lineage: Eukaryota; Metazoa; Chordata; Chondrichthyes; Orectolobiformes; Hemiscylliidae. The transcript has 5 exons. Gene Ontology annotation, biological process: immune response; positive regulation of myelination; negative regulation of microglial cell activation. Gene Ontology annotation, molecular function: cysteine-type endopeptidase inhibitor activity. The record is from RefSeq and is a predicted model, not a curated record.
UCAAAGUAAAAGCCCCAAUUGGACAAAGGUUAAGAUUGUAACCAGGAAACACCAAUGUGGGUAACACUUCCUGACUUGAAACAAAAGUUCAAAAGGCAGGGACAGAAGGAUGUAAGAAGCAAGAAUUGACUACAAUGUUGCAAGUACUUCUGUCCACGUUGUUUGCUGUUGCUUUGGUCCAUUCAAAUGCUGUUGGCAUGACAGAAAAGACACCAGUUGGGCCAGGAUUUCUCCAAGAUGUCAAUACCACUGACUCUGGUGUUCAAAAUGCCAGCUUAAUUGCAAUCUAUGGUUACAACAACCAAUCCAAUGACAUCUUCCUGUUUAAAGUUCAGAAGAUACAUAAAGCACAAGUACAGGUUGUUGCUGGUCUGAAAUAUUUUCUCUAUGUUGAUAUUGGAAGAACAGUGUGUCGCAAAGGAAAACCAUAUAAUCUCAAAUACUGUUCAUUUGAAACACAUCCACUGCUGAUUAAGGAUUUCAGGUGUACUGGGCAGUACUUGCACAGAAAUUGCACACGGCAACUCCACUUUGUUACAAAUAAAAUCACGAUUGACCUGUCAUUUUGAACUCUGGGUUGUUUUAUGGAAACAAAGUUGGAAAGUGAUUGCAACAAGUUGCCAGUGAAUCCUUCAGGACUGUAUUCGUUCCCUGUGCUAAUACUUGAAGCAUUUCCACCGAGUGGUGGAGUUACUAUUCAAUUUCACCAUUUCUGUUUUCUGCCUGAAGUGUUGAAGAGAAGAUUCAGUGUCCUGCAUAAUUCAUGAAGAACUCCUCCUCAUCUAGAAAUGGCCUUACUUUAACACUUUAAAGAAUACAGCAGCUGCUAUUGGAAGCUGUCCACUUUUUUUUUGAUGGCUUUUUCUUUGCCUUAAUGGUAUCAACCAACACAUUUCAAGUGAGUUAUUGGUGAUGUUGAAUAAGGCAUUGCAUUUUAUAGAUCUUUUUGCAAGCUCAGAAUAUCCCAAAGAGAUUUACAAUAAAGUGCUUUUGAAAAGUGUAGCUGCUUUUAUAAUAUAGGAAUAUUGGCAAACAUUUUGUGCAAUGUCUUGUAUCAGCAUUGGUCAAAUCAACUGUCGUCUGUUCUUAAAAAUAAAGAAAUGGAAUCUUUUUACAGCAACUCAAGGUGAGAUGAGAUCCUGGCUUAGCACUGUUUCUGAAAGACAGCACUACCAACAGUGUAGCAUUCAUUCAGUCUACACAGGGAUUGAGAACUUAGAUAAUGUUCUUAAGAACUCUGAAAUGGGAUUUAUACCGAAAGCUUGCUAAACACUGAAACAGAUGUAACAUCCAUUAAGUCACAAGAGCUGGUCAAUAAAAGACCAUCAACUGCAUGUGUGACUGCUUGUGUCAGUCAGUAAUUACUUCACUCCAACAAGAUUUCAACUGAAAAUUGUACCCCCCCCACCCCAAAAUGCUGGAAAUGCACAAGUCAACCAAGAUCUCUAAAGGAACAGAAGCACAACUGAGCAUGAUGCUACUUCCCAUUACCUGACGUUGACUGGACUGAGGAGACUAUAUUUUUGGACGCGGUCUCUUUUACUUAGAGUUUUCAAAGUUGGUUAAAGUUGUAAAGGUGUCAACCAUGGCUCGGUGGUAGCACUUUCUUGCCUCUGAGUUGGAAGAUUGUUUUUCAAAUGUAAUGAAGAUGGUUAUUAGUGGGUCCAUUCUUCAGAUAAAAAAGUUAAGCUGAGACUUGUCUGUCCUUUUCAGUACAUGGAGAAGAGUCAUGUUGUGAAGAUAUGGGUGUAAUAUGCCUUUAAGAGAGUAAAAGCUAGCAGUGACAGCAGCUAGUGUUCUCAAUAAGACACAAUUUAACAUGUGCUCCAGCUACUGGGGCAGCUGGUUGCCUGGAAAUGACAAAAUGGAUUCAAAUUAGGCCAAUCGGUUUAAAUUAAACCCCGAAA